CAUCGAAGCAGACGCUCAAAAAUUUUUUUUGUCAGACAGAGGGCGCUCACUGCGCGCUCACUGCUGCAGCUAAAAACAAAUCAAAUCACACUAAGUUUCUGAACGAAUCUGUCACUGUCAGUGUGCCUACUGUCACUGUCAGUGACAAAUAUUCAAGACUGUCAGUGUCAUGUCAUUCGUGUAUGUUACAAUUACUACUACGUUAAGUUCGUUAUCAAUAUUUAACCGUUUUUUGUGUGGAGUGAACCCUGUAGUGAUAAGCUUAGUGUACAAAAGAUGGAAAGUGAUAGUGACACUACUCCUACAACGCCAAGAAAGAAAGCCAAACUAUCGAAGGUAAAGCAAAAAUAUAAGCACGAAUGGGAAUGCCAAUAUGACUGGUUAACGAGUGAUCCACUGUGCGAAUAUAAUGCUAAAUGCAAAAUGUGUGCUUUAACAUUUACAAUUUCUCACGCAGGUGUUGGGCAGGUUAAACAACACUUGACCAGCAAAAAACACCAAGCAAAAAUGGAAAUGAGAAAAUCUAGUGGAUUGUUACAAAAGUUUUUUCCUAAAACUUCUGCUUCUACAUCAGGCUUGUCUUCUAAUGAAGAUACCAAGUUAGCAGCGGCUGAGUUAGCGAUGACAUACCAUACUGUCAAGCAUAAUUUAUCAUACAAUAGCCAGGACUGUAGUAUCAAAUUAAAUAAGAUUAUCUAUGUUGAUUCCAAAACAGCCACUAACUUACGAUUGGCUAGGACAAAAAUGGAGGCAUUAGUGACCGAAGUUCUUGGCCCACAUUCCUUGCAGUCUGUUAUUGAUCAGUUAAAUAAAGACAAUGUAUUUUACUGUCUGCAAACUGAUGCCUCCAAUAAAAAAAUAUUAAAUUGUUUCCUCUGGUAGUUCAAUAUUUUACCCCUAAAAGUGGAAUACAACAAAAAUUAAUUGAUUUUUAUGAAAAUCCAGAUGAAUCUGCCAAUGGUAUGUUUUCAGCAAUUAAAAACUCCUUAGAGUCUUUGGAACUUCCUUUCAGUCAAAUAUCUGGUUUUAGCGCUGACAAUACUAAUGCAAAUUUUGGACAUAAUCAUUCAUUAUAUACAAACAUUUUAGAGGUUAUUCCAGAUUUA
This is a messenger RNA of Trichoplusia ni (cabbage looper), 1106 nucleotides long. RefSeq lists its product as uncharacterized. Bases 277 to 882 code for a protein of 201 amino acids. NCBI's taxonomy places the organism in Eukaryota, Metazoa, Arthropoda, Insecta, Lepidoptera, Noctuidae. The record is from RefSeq and is a predicted model, not a curated record. The transcript has 2 exons.